Messenger RNA from Panthera uncia (snow leopard), 8659 nucleotides. It is a transcript of the gene ZNF831, whose product is annotated as zinc finger protein 831. The coding region runs from base 533 to 5452 and encodes 1639 amino acids. The transcript is spliced from 6 exons. The record is from RefSeq and is a predicted model, not a curated record. Lineage: Eukaryota; Metazoa; Chordata; Mammalia; Carnivora; Felidae.
UGUUUUUUCCCCUAUCUGUGACUAUCUCUUCCUGUUUUCUAAGGGCCGCCACUGUGACAUUAAGUGAUGUAUAGAAAAUAGUGUACUUCCUAUUUCUGAGCCAGCCUGGGUUUCAUCUCUGCUUCAGUCUCCUCCGUGCUGCUCAAAAUGGUACUUUUUCUCAGUUAAACACAGAGUUGAUUCAAAGGCCAAGCAAUGGGGGAGCCAUCCUCUUUUGCUUUAUUUUCUAAGACAUAGGGAGCAUCUCUCUCUCCCUGUGACCUUCGAGAUGCUGCCUGCAGAGUGGGGACCGGUGGAAGAUGUCUCAGACACCUUCUCAGCAAAGAGUCACAAACUCCCUACACGCAGUGGGAGGAAGGCGCGUGAACCCCUGGCUUCUUGGGGUGGCCAGUGCGCACGUCUUUUCUGGAACCACGGGUGUCUUCUCGGUUUACGGCUAGGUCACUCGUGUUUGAGUCGGAGCAUCAUUGGCCAAAGAUCGUCACUCUUCGUAAAGGUCGCCAGGCAUCCUGGGCCACCCGGAUGAUGCAGGAUGGAGGUGCCAGAACUCACUCGCCCUGCCUCGCCUGCCCGGGACCAGCCAGCCCCUGCCCCUGGACACCCGGGAGCCUCAGGUGGGCAGGUCUCGCCUCACCUGACCCUGGGCCCCGUCAUUCUGUCAGCGGAGCAGGGUCUGGCCCCCGCCGUGUUCCUGAAGGCCCUGCCCAUCCCGCUGUACCACACGGGGCCCCCGGGGGGCCUCCAGCCACGCGCCCCCCUGGUGACGGGCAGCCUGGAUGGGGGCGGCGGACCCUUUAUCCUCAGCCCCCUGCUGCAGCCCGAGGGCCCCGGCCCCACCCAGGCGGGGAAGCCGGCGGCCCCGACCCUCACCGUGAACAUCGUGGGCACGCUGCCUGUCCUGUCGCCGGGCCUGGGGCCCACGCUGGGCAGCCCGGGGAAGGUGCGGAACGCCGGCAAGUACCUCUGCCCACACUGUGGCCGCGACUGCCUGAAGCCCAGCGUUCUGGAGAAGCACAUCCGGUCCCACACGGGCGAGAGGCCCUUCCCGUGUGCCACCUGCGGCAUCGCCUUUAAGACCCAGAGCAACCUGUACAAGCACAGGCGCACCCAGACGCACCUCAGCCACUCCCGGCUGUCUUCCGAGUCUGAGGGAGGGGGCGGCGGCCUCCCGGAGGAGGGGGCCGGGGCCGGGGAGAGCUCCAGGGCAGCGGGCGCAGGGGACGGCUGGAGCCAGAGCCGACCCGGGAGGCCCCUCUCUCCGGGCGCCCAGGGUGCCGGGCGCUGCCCGGUGCCAGCCACGCACCCGUCCUCUGUCGCUAAGACCCUGGGUCUGAAGUUGGAAGCCGUUCCCCGUCCGGGGUCCGCACCAGCCGACAGAGAGACCCCCGUGGACUCUGCCCACGCGGCCGCCCCCGCGCGCACCCUGGCCGGCGGCACCCAGCCGAGGCGGAAGUCGCCGGAGCAGCCGUCCCCGACCGCCGGCCCGCCGCGCGCCCCGCGGCAGCAGGCGGCGCCGUCCUCGGAGAAAGCCCGGGACGUCGGGGCCCCGGAGGGCCGGCUGAGGAAGUGUGAGAGCACAGACUCGGGCUACCUGUCCCGCUCGGACAGCGCGGAGCAGCCGCCGCCGGCCCCCGGCAGCCCCCCGCGAGGCCCGUCGGAGGGGGAGGCGGCCCCGGGCCCGCGGCUGGAGCGGCAGCUGGAGCAGCGCAUCGCCUGGCUCAUCUCUCACAACCAGGCCGUGGUGGACGACUCCCAGCUGGACAACGUGCGGCCCCGCAAGACGGUCCUGUGCAAGCAGGGCAGCAUCGACCUGCCCGUGCCCUACACCUACAAGGACUCCUUCCACUUCGACAUCCGGGCGCCGCCCUCCGGCCGGAGGAAGCCCGCCGCCCCGGGCCCGGCCCGCUCUACCUUCACGCCCCCCGACAAGGCGCGCCCAGUCUUCUUCCACUCCGUCCCCACCCAGCUCUCCUCCACCGUGGCGUGCGUGCCCGUCACCAGGAGCAACUCGCUGCCCUUCGUCGAGGGCGCGGGAACGUGGCAGGAGCCGCCGGACCCGCGGCUCGCCGGUCCCCGGAGGCAGAAGCCUCUGAGCCCCAGGCCCGCCCCUGCCCGGCCGGCGGACGUCCCCGGCGGUCACCCCCGGGCCCUGGUCAGACAGGCGGCCGUGGAGGACCUGCCGCGUCCCCUCACCGGAGACGGCCCGGCCCCCACGGAGGACCUGGAUGGGAGCAGAGCGGCUGCGGGGCAGGGGGCGGCCAGCAGGGGCGGAGCAGCCGGGAAGAAGUGCGGCCAGAGGCCGCUGAAGAUGUUCCCCCAGGACAAGUGGCAGGUGUAUGGGAAAGAGACAUUCAAGAGAAUCUACCAGAAAAUGAAGACCAGCUACCACGGAGGCAAGAAGGCACGGGAGGGGACGGUGGGGAGCGGGGCAGAGCUAGGUCGUCCUCUCCAGGGAGAGGUAGCAGGGGACGAGGGCACAGCCCCAUCGCAGGGCGGGCGGACCCCUGUCCGUGGAGAUGUGUCUGUGGGGACCCGGCCGGGGCCUUGGGGACGUCCACUGGCCCAGGAGGGCUUCCCGGUGACGGAUCCAGCCACGGAGGGGGAGACGGCGGCCAGAGCAGGAGGCAGGGACCAGCCCAGGGUGAACAGGGCCACCUUAGCCUCCGCCCUCAGCUGCAGAGAACCCCCCUGUUCGGGCAGCAAGAGCCCUCUGCUUCCCCCAGAUGGGAGGCUGGAGCUGGGGACUCAGCAGCCCGUAGCACCCGGUCCCCUCAAGGGAGGUAACCUAGAGGCUCCCAUGCCGGUUUCGGCAGACCCUAACCUGGAAGGAGGCACCCGUGGUGGGGGCGGCAAGGAGACCUGCCAGCAGGCCCCAACGGUGUCGAGGCAACCCAGCGGUGGCACUGGGGAGCCCCAGCCUUCAGAGGACAAGCUCCCAUCGGAGAGAAAGAAGCUGAAGGUCGAGAAGCUGAGCUGCCAGGAGCCGCCAGAGCCCGUGGGAGCAGAAGGAGAGACCCCGAGUGGCCCCGGGCAGGCCACCUCCCCGCCAUCUCACAACCAGGACGGUGAUCCUGGGGACAAGCCGGGAGAGCCGCGCGGGAGUGCUGAUGGCGUGGCGGGGGGCAGGGCUGGGGAGCCAGCAAAGCCGUCGGAAGUUUGUGGUGUCUCCUCUGCUGUUCCAUCUGUGGCCCCGAGGCAGGUCCUACAGGACCCGUGUCCUGCAGCUGUGUCCCCUGGACGUCACCCCCAGCUGGCCACGCAGCCCCAGGCCCCCGGCGUCCUCACUGCCCCGGCAGACGCUGCCUUUCCCCCCAAGUACCUGCUCAGGCUGCCUCAGGGUGAGGCCUGCCCCCCACCUCCCACCGCCCAGGGUCCCAGACCAGGCCAGGACCCUCUCUGCAGGAGAAGGUGGCCGGAGGAACAGCCCUCCGUUGUUGGGCCAGGGCCGGGGACCCGCCUGCCCCCCUGCCCGGCCACGGGCUUGGCCUCCAGUGGAGCAGACACCUUCGAGGAGGACCCCGGCUGGUCCAGGCACUGGGGUAGGAGAAAGGGGGUGCAGGGAGAGGAGAAGCCAGACUUGGAUGCCGACACCCCAGCAGCAGGGCCGUCCCCUGGCUCAUCCUCCGGUGCCUCCAGGGAGGCGACCUCCUUCCUGCCCACCCCAGCGUGUGCCACCCGGAAGAGUGGGGCCCCUGAGCCCCGACACCUCUGCACUGAAGUGGGUAGCACUUCAGUGGGGGCCGGGCCCUCUGGGGGUGUCCUGAGUCCCUGUGCCCUCGGCAGGGAGUUGGGCGGACCUCCCGAGAACGCCCCGGAAAACCCCCCCUCAGGGCCUCUGGCCGGGCUCAGUUCCUGCUGCUGCUUCCUCACGGCCCCCACGUCCCCGGGCUGGCCCCAGCUGGCCUCGUGUACCCACUCAGAAACCCUGCGGAGCGCCAGGGCCCAGGGCCCCUUCCCAUCCUUGAGGGCUGAGCCCCGACUCACGUGGUGUUGCCUGAGCCGAAGCCUGCCUCUGCCCACAGAGCAGAAGGAAACGACCGCUUCUGUCUACUUGUCUCUGCACUUCCUCGGUGGCAGCGCCCGGGACGAGGGUCCAGAUGCCCGGCCCCUGAGCAGGGCGGUGCUGGGAGGACGGACGAGGACGGCCCUGGGAGAAGGAGGGCAGGUGCGGACAGCAAAGCUCUUCUGCCCAGUGGCCUCAGGGAUGGUGUCCCAGGAGCGGGUGUCUGAGCCUGAAUGGAAGAAAGGACCGCCUUGGAGGAAGGCAAAGCUGUUUCGGGGGAGUGGCAAACAGAAGAGGCUGAGCGUCCGCUCCAGAAGGCGCAGAGGGGGUUUCUUACAGAGCCGCGUUCAGCUGAGAGGAGGCGGACUGCACAGGCCACCCAGGGUGCUGAGGAAAGACCGCCACCUCCCCCCACUCGAGGGCCUGGGCCCACGCAGGACCCCCAGGAAGCCUUCUUCAGAAACGGCAGGUCUAAAUCUGCGAGGGGAGCCAUCUCGCACCGCCUCAGAAUCGCCUGUUUGUUGUGGGCACGGAGAGGAGGAGGAGGAUGUCUCCAGACCAGCUUCCGGAAGCUUCUCUCCCAGCACCAGUUCGAGGGCCGGCAGUGAAAUGGACCAGAUUUCGGCAGCUCCCAGUGGGCGUGGUGACCGCUGCACGCAGAACACUGCCUCCGGGUCGGGACCGUCUGAGCGCUCUGACUCCUGCGUGGCCAUGACUACUGACAGCCUUCUGUCUCAAGGCAGAGGUCCUGGCGUGGGAACGCCGGAGACACGCCCUCCGCCCACCCGGGAGCAAGUCUCGGUGGAUCUGAAACCGUACAUUUUCUCAGAUACUCAAGAGCCUUCUUCCCUUGGGUCCAGAGGGACCCCUCUCCGCCAGGAUGUUGCUACCUCUGUGCCUGCCAUCUGUGCUCUGGGGGAGAGAGUAGGUCACACAACCCUGGGACUUCACAGCGCGGAGCCACAGGACCACAGAGCGGCAGGGGAGGCUCUGACGCAAAGUCCCCCAGAUAGAAAGGCUAUCGCCGCGGCCGUGUCACCAUCAGUCUUGCCAGGGAAACCUUCAUGUGGGCAAAGAAGGUCAGGUUUGCUUCUGUUGGGGUCAACUGGAAAGACUCAUCUGGAAAUGCCAGCACCAGGUUCAGCCAGUUCAUACCAAGAGGAAGGAGAACACAAGACAUUUUUUCCCACUGGGGGACAGUAUGGGGGUGGGGAAAUGGUGGUCCCCUGCCCUCCUUUAGGAAAUGAGAGUGGGAAAUGUCAAGUCUCUGGAUUAACUUCCCUAAAGGAGUGUGUGGUUCCUUCUAAGCCAGGGCAGCCCAGAGAAUCCCCUGAAGCCCCUUCGAAAACUGUCAAGAGGAGGGGCCUGGAAGGACUCAGGAAGCAGACGCGAGUGGAGGUCAGCGACACCAGCAGUGAUGAUGAGGACCGGUUAGUGAUAGAGAUGUGAGGCUUCUGAUGUCUGCAGUCAGAGACCGCAUGCUGUCGGGCUGGCAGGAAGGCUGAAUUCUCUUUCGCCAAGCACCUCCAUGUUAGGAGAGCCAUUUGGGGAUCUUUGCAAGACAUCCCCAGCCGGCUCCAGCCUCCCUUCCCCAGAUCCCCUGGCGGUAUACCAGGCGCCGGGCAGGGCAGGGGUCGCAAUGGAGCAGAGCCUAAGAACGCCUGGCGCACGGUGACUGUGCUGGACUCCCAGCCGCGUCCUCUGCAUCGACCCCCGCUGCCUCUUCCAGUCACGUGGCAUUAACCAGGAGAGCCACAGUCACAGUCGACUCGUUUACGUAUAAGUGAACCCAUAGACUCGAGUCGGCCGACUUCCUCCAUCAGUAAGCUGAGGGUUUGCUUCAAAGGUGGUAAGCAUGCUUGGGUCACUGGGGUAGCUUGGCAGAGGAGGUGGGGUAUGACGUGGGCAUCAAGAUACUUCUGUUCACUCUAGAAACGAAAUCGAGAUGCAUUAAAAAAACUGAAGUUGGGCUAGAAUAACUUGCGUCCUUAGUGGAAGUUGUAAAUAUCCUUCAAAAUGCCUAUGAUCUGGUGAAAUGCCGAUUGUCCUUAAAUGUCACCCAAGUGGUCAGUGCUUACCUACGAUCCUACAGCAAAAGCAUGUCAUGCUUUCGGGCCCGGUGCCUUUUGUGCUGAGGCCUCCGAAACCCUCGGUGUUUUUAGCUCUCGCAAAGGAACGCCGUGUUAAAAGUUGAUAGAACAGUCUCUGGAAUGAGUCAUUUUUUGAGGGGGAAAAAUUCACUUAUUUUUCUCUGAUUCUCUCUGUCAUAUUGUGCUCUGAGCAAUUUCAAUUAGAGGGGUACAUUUUAGUAAUCUGUACAGCUUAAAUUGAUGCCUGCUCAUCGUGACGGGAGCCUUUUAGAUUUCCUCCAGAAGCUUCAAGGAUACAAAACUAAUUGGAGUUUUGACGCUGUUUUACAUCUCGGUAAUUUUAUUUUGGGGGCUUGGUGUUACUUUGCUGUCAAAUUAAAUCAGCCUCUGUAUUGUGCAAGUCAGAACAGUACAGAUAAAAUUCCCCAGUAUUCCAAGCCAGCGCACCCCUGUGCAGAACAGAAUAGCUCAUCUACGUCAGCCAACUCAGUGAGCAAAGCCUCGGAUUUACUGUGUUUUACUGUGUUCCUCUCCUUCUCCUUAAAGAGGAGAGGAAAAACUUAACCGAGAUUUAUACUGCUGCAUUUCGAUAACAUUUUAUACCUUCUUUUGGUGUGAUUUUGUACCAUUUGAAACGCACAGCCGAGCUCUUUUGGCUUAGCUGCGCUGUGACGAUGUUUGUAUGACAUCCCGUAUCCAAAGCGGCAGCACACAGGCGCGAACACGCUUUAACGCGUCCUUUCCUGGGCCUGAGGGUGGUCGUUUCAAGGACCGUCAUGUGACUUUUCCAAUUUUAGGGUGAUUCAUAGAAAACUUCAAUGCAGGACCAGCUUCCCCUGGUGGCUUAGCACGUGUCUGUGGUCAUUUCAGGUGCGCUCAUAAAUAUCCAAGUGAUUUCAAGCCCAGCCAGGAAAAACAUAAGAAGGGAGAUGAAAGGAUGCCAGGCAUUCAUUUUGUGUACUAUUUGUUUCUUCGUCGUGUACUUUUUAAGCCAAACAAAAGUGAUGUGGUGAUUAUCUACCCUCUGAAUUACCCGUGCUCCUGUAAUGAGAGAGGAGGUCUAGGAGAGUGGUCUGAGUCUUGGAGGGAGAGAGAGUGAGGGCCUGACCUUGUCCUCAGUGAGCUGGGAAAUCUUGGGUAAGACACGUGCCCUCUCUGUGCCUCAGUUUCUCCAGCUGAGAAUGAGAGUUAGACCAGACGAACUGGAUGCAUCUCCAGCUUAUGUGAUCUCCUUGGGAGAUGAGCUCUCUCUCCUUUACCUCUGGGGGUUCGGGGGCUCAGAGGUAGCCCCCAUGGGGAGGGGUCCCACACACAAGACAUUUGGGUGGAGACCGGGGAGAACCGAAGCACGAACACCUUCUGCCAAGUGUUGCCCUAAAGAACGUGAGCUCAGAGAAGCUCCGUACGAUUUUUUUCCCCCAGAGUUCCAGAUUUUGGGGGUGCAGUCAUUCAGUGUACAAGUCUGGCCGAUGAUUCAAAGAUUAGAAGCAAAACCAGAACACGGCUGUGUGAGGGGAAGACAACAUGUCUAGAGGCUGACCUGAGUACUUUGUCUGGGGAGGCACUGGUCAGGGGAAGAAAACCGUCUUCCAGAUCCUUCUUUCCUGGUAGCUGCUAACCUAUCUGCAGGAUCGCUGUUCUAACUCAGUAAAGUCACAGCUCCAAAUCACACUGACCUCCAGAUGGUGACGGAAGCCCUGUCCUUCUAAGAGCCACCAUUGCCGGCUGCCACAUCCCACCCUAGAUCAAAUAUGGAGGAACACUGGUUCCAUCUCUCUGCCUCCUCGUGUCUCUUCCCAAGGUGAGCCGGUUGCCAAACCAUCCUGUCAGCUGGUCGUUUAGCUGGCAGGUGGCAGUGUUUGCAAAUGCGCCUUACUUUGUGUUAGCUUGAAUUUGUGAAAAGCUACAUUCCAGUGGAUUAAAAAACAACAACAACAAAGUAUUUUGAAUGACUCUAGCAGAAUUGGCUAUUGGAAAUCAUCCUAAAACACAAUUUUUUUCAAAUAAAGAAUCCUUUUAUAAAGCCCCAAUAAUUUCUGGUUUUAUAAGUCUUAGCUUUCCUAUGGGGUUUUCAUAAAGAGAAAUGCAACACCAGGGCUACCUUUUGGGCAUAACAUCAGCGAUCUGUAUCACUGCUUUGGGUUAUUGAAAAUAAAAUUUCAAUGUUAUUAAUUGAUAACUGCUGCAGUUUUUACUCUUCAAGUGCAUACUGUGUAAAACAGAUUGACUUUAGAACAAGGCAAACUGGAGUUUACAGAUCAGGGAUUCAUUCCUGUCUCUCCCCAGGGCUGUUACUUUUAUUGUACCUUUGGGUCAGGGUCUUAAGUCAAUUGGUGCUCAGCUUCUUCCACAGAGAAUAACUCUAGGGACUCUGGCAGAGACUAAAGUCAAGUGCACUUUCAACUCCUUGCUGUUGUCUCAGGGCAAGGUAUCCAAGUGCCAUGACCCAUGAUACUCAAGACUCACCACCAGAUUUACCUCUGCGGCUUCACCUACACCCGGCCAGACACCCCUUGUUAAAGAUGCGUGGAGGAAAGAGGUUUCACCACCCCCCCCCCCCCCCCCC